AUGUCUCUCAAACGCAAGGCUUCCUUCUCCACCCCAUCCAUACCAUUUGCACCCGUGUCCUGUGAAAUGGACAUGGUCGAUAGCUCCAAACACCUCAACAGCCGGACAAGAAAGCGAUUUCGCGAUGGUCGCCCCAAUGAGGAGGUAGUAUAUGGUAAGACUUCAACCCACCUUGCCCUGCAAAAGCAAAUCGCCAGACGCGACUGCUAUGCAGUGCGUUGCACCAAAACAAGCCAAGCUGACCAGCAACCAGCCAAAACCCUCCGCUGGAUUUUCUCAGCCCAGCAACAACAGCCUGCCGUUCCGAUGGACACAAGUGAAGAAAUCAUGGAAGAAGACCCAUCCUUUCAAACACCCGCACCCGAAACCGAAACCGUUGAUCCACGACAACACACAUUGUUGCGAUUCUUCCAGCCCCGAGCACAACCCGUACCCCGUUUCAAACCCUCCCGUGAGGCACUGGUGCCCCGUGCAAAUGAGACCAUUAUGUCUCAGGAUGAGGCCCUGCGGCGCGCGGCAUUCCAGCAGAUGAAUGCUGGUGCUGGAUCGACUGGAAGUGAGACAAGUACUGGAUUCAACCAGGAUAUGGAUAUGAAUAUGGAUAUGGACACAGAUGAGAGCAGUGAAGGCUCCAAUUUGUCUCCCAAUGUAGGAGGUAUGGCAUGGAUGUGA
Molecule: messenger RNA, 672 nt
Organism: Penicillium odoratum
Lineage: Eukaryota; Fungi; Ascomycota; Eurotiomycetes; Eurotiales; Aspergillaceae
Exons: 1
Coding region: 1-672 (223 amino acids)
Source: RefSeq, a predicted model, not a curated record